AUGGCAGAAGGUAACCUCCCAACAACGGGAGGAGAACUGGAGGAGAAAAAUGAGUUUCCAGCCACAGCAACAGAGGAAAGUCAAGUUACGUCAAGUGACGCUGAACUGGAUGUAUACAAUGACCCUUUAAGAGAAAUAGCGAAAGUAUGUCUGGAGAAAGGUAACAAAGAAUACAGACAAGGAGAAGCUAAUAAGGCGAUAAACUCCUACACGGAAGGACUUAAAGUGAACUGCAAGGAUGAACGACUCAACGCCAAGCUUUACAGCAACAGGGCAACAGCUCAUUUCCGUUUGGCAAACUACGUGGAAUGUCUCGAUGAUGCAACAGUUGCCGUUCAAUUGGAACCCUCUUUAAUCAAAGCUAUUAAGAAAGGAGCCAGAGCUUGUGUCGAACUUUGCUGGUAUAAAGAAGCAAGGAGCUGGUUGCAUAUGGGAUUGACUAUUGAAAACAAUAACAAAAGUCUGCUUCAAUUAAUGAGGAGAUCGAAUGCCGAACUAAAAGCCGGAGAGGGAGCAAGUUAUGGCAAUCUCGGCAACGCUUAUGACAGUCUAGGAGAGUUCAAAACAGCCAUCAAGUACCAUCAACGUCAUCUAGAAAUUGCUAAAGAAGUGGGAGACAAGGCCGGAGAGGGAAGAAGUUAUGGCAAUCUCGGCAACGCUUAUCGAAGUCUAGGAGAGUUCAAAACAGCCAUCAAGUACCAUCAACGUGAUCUAGAAAUUGCUAAAGAAGUGGGAGACAAGGCCGGAGAGGGAAAAAGUUAUUGCAAUCUCGGCAACGCUUAUGACAGUCUAGGAGAGUUCAAAACAGCCAUCAAGUACCAUCAACGUCAUCUAGAAAUUGCUAAAGAAGUGGGAGACAAGGCCGGAGAGGGAGCAAGUUAUUGCAAUCUCGGCAACGCUUAUGACAGUCUAGGAGAGUUCAAAACAGCCAUCAAGUACCAUCAACGUCAUCUAGAAAUUGCUAAAGAAGUGGGAGACAAGGCCGGAGAGGGAAAAAGUUAUUGCAAUCUCGGCAACGCUUAUCAAGGUCUAGGAGAGUUCAAAACAGCCAUCAAGUACCAUCAACGUGAUCUAGAAAUUGCUAAAGAAGUGGGAGACAAGGCCGGAGAGGGAAAAAGUUAUUGCAAUCUCGGCAACGCUUAUCAAGGUCUAGGAGAGUUCAAAACAGCCAUCAAGUACCAUCAACGUCAUCUAGAAAUUGCUAAAGAAGUGGGAGACAAGGCCGGAGAGGGAAUAAGUUAUUGCAAUCUCGGCAACGCUUAUGGAAGUCUAGGAGAGUUCAAAACAGCCAUCAAGUACCAUCAACGUCAUCUAGAAAUUGCUAAAGAAGUGGGAGACAAGGCCGGAGAGGGAAAAAGUUAUGGCAAUCUCGGCAACGCUUAUCGAAGUCUAGGAGAGUUCAAAACAGCCAUCAAGUACCAUCAACGUCAUCUAGAAAUUGCUAAAGAAGUGGGAGACAAGGCCGGAGAGGGAGCAAGUUAUGGCAAUCUCGGCAACGCUUAUGACAGUCUAGGAGAGUUCAAAACAGCCAUCAAGUACCAUCAACGUCAUCUAGAAAUUGCUAAAGAAGUGGGAGACAAGGCCGGAGAGGGAAAAAGUUAUGGCAAUCUCGGCAACGCUUAUCAAGGUCUAGGAGAGUUCAAAACAGCCAUCAAGUACCAUCAACGUCAUCUAGAAAUUGCUAAAGAAGUGGGAGACAAGACUGGAGAGGCGUGCUCACUCUGUUCCCUUGGAAGCAGUUAUGAGUGCCAAGGAAAUCUCUUGAGGGCCUUUGACCAUUAUUACUCCAGUGUAGAAUUGUAUGAUGAUAUCAGGGCCAGUCUUCAACUCAACGAUCAGUGGAAGAUUUGUUAUCGUAAUCAGCACCAAGUAGCAUACAAAGGUUUGUGGCGUAUAAAUCUCAAUCGAGGUCAAGUUGUGAAGGCUCUUCUUGCCACAGAGAAAGGACGUGCUCAAGCUCUGAGAGAUCUCAUGGUCACAAAAUAUCAGCCUGGAGAUUCUUUAACGCCCAGCGCAUCCCGCAUUUCUCUGAGGUGGGUUCCAUUGAGCACAGUUUUCAUAGCCAUUAAUGGACCAUGCGUUUACUUCUGGGUUUGCCUCGGUGAAAAUAAUAUCCAGAUGAGGGAAGUACACGUCAACGAUUAUAAGUUUGAGGAUGAAUUGGAAUUUUUCAUCCAGCAACUGAACAAAACUGCUCUUGAGGAGAUCGUUGCAAAAGAUACUAUUACAAUCGAAAAUCCUCCGCUUGACUCGCUGACAGAAGAGGAAGUGGCCAAUGAUGUGAUCCGAGUUGAUGUGAGGCACUCCCAAUCAAGUGCUUUAAAGAAGCUGCAUGACAUCAUCGUUACUCCUAUUGCUGACCUGAUCGAAGGCAAUGACGAGAUCACAUUCGUUCCUGAGGGACCAUUUAGCCUUGUACCUUAUGCAGCGUUGCAGGACUCCAACUCAUCAUAUCUAAGUGGUUCUUUCAGGAUUCGUGUGCUUCCCUCUCUGACAACCUUGCAACUAAUUCAUGAUUGUCCAACUGACUUUCACAUGAAGACUGGUGCAUUGCUUGUCGGCGACCCAUGUUUCAAACAUAUCAUCUACGAGGGUAGACUUUUGGUGCAACUUCCAGGAGCAAGGAAAGAAGUAGAGAUGAUCGGACGUAUCCUCAAUGUUUCCCCUCUCACUGGAGAAAUGGCAACAAAAGAUGAAGUGUUAAAACGAAUAUCAUCAGUGGCGUUAGUUCACAUAGCAGCGCACGGUAAAAUGGAAACUGGAGAAGUUAUCCUGGCACCAAACACCACAAGAGAUAACCCUCAGCCGCAAGAGAGAGACUAUCUACUGACGAUGAAAGAUGUCAUAGAAGCUGGGUUGCGAGCACGUCUGGUUGUACUUAGCUGCUGUCACACUGCUCGUGGGGAGGUCAUGGCCGAGGGUGUGGUCGGCAUGGCGCGUGCACUUUUGGGUGCCGGUGCCAGAUCUGUUGUGGCAACCUUGUGGGCGAUUGGCGACGAGGGAACCCUGGAGUUCAUGAGUUUCUUCUACGAUGCACUUGCCGAAGGCAAGAAGGCCAGUGAAGCUCUCAAUCAGGCCAUGAAGUGUAUGAGAGAAAUUGAAAAUUUCAAGGAGGUUUGGCACUGGGCACCAUUUGUACUCAUUGGUGACGACGUCAACCUGGAUUUCGAGGAGAUUUAGAAGCUGCAGCAAGUAAUAAUUCUGUUGAUACAUUCUAUUCAGUACAAAGUUACAUUAAAUCAUAAUCUUUGCUCAUAUGUGAGCAGUGAUACUUGCGUGUUAUUUUCCUUUCAGUUGGGUUACGAAUUUAUCUUUUGCUCCGGCAAAUUGAGAUGCAGUAC
Molecule: messenger RNA, 3341 nt
Organism: Pocillopora verrucosa
Lineage: Eukaryota; Metazoa; Cnidaria; Anthozoa; Scleractinia; Pocilloporidae
Source: RefSeq, a predicted model, not a curated record